Chanos chanos (milkfish) is the source of this 1351-nucleotide messenger RNA. RefSeq names its product steroid receptor RNA activator 1 (gene sra1). The transcript is spliced from 5 exons. Lineage: Eukaryota; Metazoa; Chordata; Actinopteri; Gonorynchiformes; Chanidae. Gene Ontology annotation, biological process: regulation of transcription by RNA polymerase II. The record is from RefSeq and is a predicted model, not a curated record. The coding region runs from base 54 to 752 and encodes 232 amino acids. Gene Ontology annotation, cellular component: nucleus.
UUCACGACACAACUGUCGGCUUGGCACUAACUAUAGUUUUUGUUGUGAGCGUUAUGGAGGAUCUCUACGUUAAACCAGGUAAUAAAGAGCGGGGAUGGAACGACCCUCCCCAGUUCUCCUAUAGUUUACAAAAUGCGCAGAGCGGACAAAGGAGAAACAUUCUGAACAAAAGGGUGCCCCCUCCUCAACUGAGUGCUCAGAGUCCUAGUCCAGGAUGUCCUUCUCCACCUAUGGCUAGUUCCACCCCUCCCACAAAAUCUCUGUCUUCUCCUACAUGUGGAACAGUCCAACCCCCUCCAUCAUGUCAAAAACAUCCAUCUACUUUUGGAAAUACAACAUGCCCACAGUCAAGUUCCACGAAAACUGGGGUGGAUUCUCUCAGCGUUAUGUCAGAUGUUGAGCCCAAUAUUGAUGAGGUGAUAGGUUCACUCAGCUGGGCGUUGGCAGCCUGUCAGCAAACCGUCAGGAAACAGGUGUGUGAUGACAUCCAGAGACGACUAAAUCUCUUUGUGGAGAUGUGGAAUGCAGGGAAACUCUCUGCUCCAGUUAAACGAAGGAUGACUAGAUUGGCCCAAGAGCUGAAAAACAAGCAUUUGGAUGCUGCAGAUGAGAUCCAUCGUGGACUUAUGGUAGACUUCGUUAAUGAAGUCAGCCAGUGGAUGGUAGGAGUAAAACGUCUGAUUGCAGAGACCAGAAACCAGACCCCAGAGCAGCUCAAUGCUGAAUACGGAACAGUGACUCCACUGACCUAGUUCAGUGAGAGCAAUGUUUCGAAUUGUUCUGUGUCUCCUCUGGUAUAACUUCUCAUUGUCCAGCGCGGCUGUGUCCUCGUACACCCUGGGCUGUGUUACCUUUCUGCCCAUUCCUUGUUCUCAUAUUUUUCUUUGGGAUUCAUUUUAAAUAAAACAUGAGUUUGAGUAUUAAUCUGCCCAGGAUGAGUAAUCAUUGGAGACUGAUUGUGUACUAUAACCCACCAUUCUCACCAGUUUUGUACCUUUUAUUUGAAAGGAUUGUAGAACAGAGGUUAAAAUUUUAUGCGUCAUUAAGUUGCCAUAGAAACUCAUGAAGAAUGUCACCCAAUGUUCCCAUCACCUUAACAAGGUCCAUAUAUCUGUAAUGAGCUUUUUUAAAACGCUAAAAACGGAAAGAUAAAGCAUUUCUGAACAAGAUAUUUGCAGCUGUGUAGGUGCGUGUAGCAUUGCUUCUUUAAAACACUGUAAUGUUUUACAAAUGCAGUUUAAUCACAGUGAGUUGAAAUGUCUCAGUGUUUGUGAUACAUGUAUAACCUGUGGCUUCAACCACAGUACCUCUGUAAUGAAUUGAACUGCACCGAGAUAUUUUGAUAUGAUGG